Molecule: messenger RNA, 4160 nt
Organism: Epinephelus lanceolatus (giant grouper)
Lineage: Eukaryota; Metazoa; Chordata; Actinopteri; Perciformes; Serranidae
Gene: e2f7
Product: E2F transcription factor 7
Biological process (GO): regulation of transcription by RNA polymerase II
Cellular component (GO): RNA polymerase II transcription regulator complex
Molecular function (GO): DNA-binding transcription factor activity, RNA polymerase II-specific; RNA polymerase II cis-regulatory region sequence-specific DNA binding
Source: RefSeq, a predicted model, not a curated record
CGCUACUCGGACAGGAGUCUCAGAGGACUGGAGGGACGUGCAGAGGAGGACUGCCCGCUUAUUUUGAAGAGGGAAAUUAGCUGCUAUGUUAGUCUGAAGAAACUGCGCACUGACAAGCCUCUAAAGCCGGACACAGAGCCACAUUGGAAUAGCUCAUUCAUUCAGGAGUGGAGGAAGGACUGCAGUUUUCCCAGAUGGAAGUUGAAUGUCUAGCACUGAAAGACCUCACAAGUCCCAGGAAAAGUCUCAGGGUGGAGCAGGAGGAGGAGGAUGGGGGCCAAAGUGAACACAAGGAAAACAUCUGCACAGAUUGGAGAAGAUCCACACCAGCCAAAUCUGCCGAUUCCACCUUUCCCGUUUUGCUAAUGACCAGAAAAGGUGCCACCCCUGACCUGGCCCACAUCACCCCCAUCAAACACACAGCCCUGGCCGAACCCUGGACGCCCACGGCCAAUCUGAAGAUGCUCAUCAGUGCCGCGAGCCCAGACAUCCGGGACAGAGAGAUGAAGAAGGUGCUGUUUAGACCCAUAGAGAAUGAGAAGGACAAGCCAGCGAGUCCAGAUACUGUGGUGGAGGAUACAGAGGUGGAGGACUCAUGUCAGUUUGAAGCUGUGGAGGAAGAGGAUGACACGGACAAAAAGCCAAGCAGGAAGCAGAAGAGCCUGGGUCUGCUGUGCCAGAAGUUCCUGGCCCUCUACCCUGACUACCCACCGCCACACAGCCCCAUCUGGAUCUCUCUGGAUGAGGUGGCGACCAAUCUUGGAGUGGAGCGGAGGCGGAUCUACGACAUCGUCAACGUGCUGGAGUCUCUAAUGAUCGUGGGUCGGAUUGCCAAGAACAGCUACACCUGGUAUGGUCGUCUGCGGCUGGAAGCCACGCUGGAGGAGCUGCAGAGGAGGGGUCGGCAGCAGGGCUACCACCUGCAGGUGGAUCUGGCCACUGAGGAGAGGGAGGCUGGACCGGGGCGCGAGGACGACGGAGCGGAAGGGGACGCUGGCAACGAGUCCUGGGCGACUGGCAACAGGAAAGACAAAUCUCUGCGCAUCAUGAGCCAGAAGUUUGUCAUGCUGUUCCUGGUGUCCAAAACGCAGACGGUGACUCUGGACGCAGCGGCAAAGAUCCUCAUCGAGGAGAGUCAGGACUCGUCAAGUCACAGCAAAUACAAAACUAAGGUGCGGCGACUGUACGACAUCGCGAAUGUGCUGACCAGCCUGGGCCUCAUAAAGAAGGUCCAUGUGCGUGAGGAGAGAGGCAGGAAGCCGGCCUUCAAGUGGCUUGGCCCCGUUGAAUUUAAAAACUCUGGAAGUGCUGCUGUAGAACAUACUGUGAAUCUGGCGGCUGCCGCUCUGCCUGAGGCCACACAGCCAGGCCAGGACCUCAGAAGAGCCAAGAUGGCACGGCAUGCCUCUUUCAACAUCACACCAACCUCUGCGGCUGUACAGCGGCUGGUCAACUCUGCACCCUGCAGUCCACGACGAGACAUUACGGGUCUGCCAAACCAGCCCGUGGAUUACUCCAGAAAGACAAGCAACAAUGCAGUGUGUCGACUGCAGUUUGGAGACAGCACUGAUAACCGUCCCACCAACAGCAGCAGCCCAUUAGCUCCGUCCUCCGCUCAUCCCACCCUGCUGGCACCUUCCCUCCACCCAGAGCACCUCUUUGCACCUUCCUCCUCUCCCCACUGCUUGGCCUACCUGCCCAGUCUGUCCCAGCCCUCGGUGGUCAUGCUGUACAGGGCGCCAGACAAGCCCGAGCAGAUGCCUGAGGGUCAGAGAUCGCCUCGGUUGGAGUCUGAGGAGGGGAGGAAAAGAAGGAGGGAAGAAAGGGAAGAGGAGGGGGCGGUGGUGAAGAAGAAGGGAACAUUUGGGUUAGAGGAAUGUGAAAAGAUGAGAGCUGAACCUCAAAGGGAAGCAGCAGAGUGUUCACAAACGCAUAACAGCGGGAUUUCCCCAAAUCAUCAGGUGCCCGAUGAGAGUCAAGGUGCCAGCAGCAGCGAGUCCACCCAACCAUCACACUACCUCUACGUACCCAACAACGCAGGUCUGAAUAGCUUCAACUUCCUCCUCUCUGCCGGCCAGCCACCAGCCAGUCUAGCACUUCCUCCCAGCAGUGUUCCCACCUUGGCGCUGCCCUACGUCCUGGUGCCCUCUGCAGCCCUCUCCCACUACCCCCUGGUGGCCAGCGGUUUACAGCAGCAAGGCUCCGACGCCCAUAACAAACUGAGCUUCAGCCUGCCUGCUGUGAUGUCACCUGCUCACUUCAUGGUGGGGGCGGCACCAUACGGCCUGGCAGCUGCCACAUCAGAGAUGAGCAGGUCCCCAGUUCCAUCGCCGUCCACUCCAGAACAGAACGGGCUGUACGGGUCAGCGACGGGCACUCCACAUUCUCCCUCAGGACCACGUCACACUGUCACCAUCAACACACAAGAACCACUGACCCCACAUACUCCAAAGGAAACCACACCAUCUGCCUCAAAGGCUUUCUUCCAGACCCCAGGCACGCUGGGAAGUGUAGUCAGCGCUGCGCCCGCUGCCCGAAAAAGAGGCUCUGCACAGAGGAGACUGGACGUCGGCCACCCACCAACCAGUUAGACGUGUGAGGGGACGGAAUAGGCGUCAACAUGCUGUUUUAACACUCAGGUGUUGAUCCUUGAAGUGAAAAAUGUGGUUUCAAACUAUUGGUGCUUUGUUUUAUUAAUUAUUAAAUUAAGGGUUUCCUGAAAAACCUAAGAACACAAAUUUUAGUUUGUUGAAACUUAAAUUAACUUCCCCAAAACACAAGGCAGCAAUGUAAAGAUUGCUAAUGACUGUACGUUUUUAACAAAUUGUGGUUUCCAUUGUUUGUUCGUGACAUUAACAGUUGAAAUGUGCCUCCUGGUUUAAUUAUAGGACACCAGUUUUCAGAGUGAAUGAAUGAAGCUGUAUUGCCAAUGUUACAGUGCCCUCCUGUGGUGGGAGUUGGCCGCUGCUGUAUUUUUUUUAUUUCAGCCUUAAUUUUCCCUCCCAGUGUGACCAUGCUGCCUAAUUCCCCAUCACUUGUGUAUUAAAGCCCAAUUGCUAUUUAUAUUUUAGCUAAUAUAUGUUGAUUACAGGGACUGUAAUUGAACAUUACCAUUGUGAGCACUAAGUACGUGACAGAAUGUCUGUCUAAUUUUCAACUGAUUGUCAUUUGUUGGCCCCUUCAGGUUUUGUUUCAUCACCAAGGUGUAAUAGGAAAUCUAUUAGCUGCUGAUCACCAGUUUACAUGGACAGUAGUGGACAAUCCUCUCUUGGCUCAUUUCAGAAAUUACUGUGAGGAGAAAAUCACUAACGCCUUCAAUGUUUACAGCCAGCCAAGAAUCUCAAGGAACAGUUCUUGGACUUCUUGUUGCAGGGCAGGUGCAUUUAUUUACUCAUCAGGAAGACUAAUGUUACUGGUGCUGUGUUUGUUUUCACUCAGUAGCUGCAACCAUAGUGCUUAAUGGUUAAACACCAACCCUGUAGCUUUGUUCCUGACUGACUGAAGGACAAUGUGAUUUUCAGGUACUUGAAUACUUGUGACUUUACUAGAAAUUGAUUUUGAAGAGAUAUCAGAGUACUGUAAAGAUAUUUUCUAUCCUUAAUUUAACCAGGGAGUCUCCCAGUAUGACCACAACCUGCUUUUGGCUGGUGCAGUUGGGGGUUAAGUGCCUUACUUAAAAGGCACGUUGCCAAGAGAAGAGAGUUGUUGCCUUAGUGCAGAUUUUCUCAGGUUGUCUAGAGACUUGUAUCAACAGUCCUCUAGUCACGAGCCCACUAACUUGCCUCCAGACAACAUGCUUUGCAUGGGAAUCAUUUAGGAGAGCUUAGCUAUGUCACACCAAAGGGUGCACAACUCAUCCACUCUGACUGAGCAGUGGAUGUGUCUUCGUUAUUGUACAGUUUUAUGUCAGUAAUUAUUUUUGUACAUUGUAUUCAUAGUGUCAUUCAUACCUUCACAUGCAGAAUGUUAAAUGCUGCUUGACUGUGUUUGAAAUAUUGAUUAUUGCACUGCUAGUUUUAGUAGUCGUGUCCUCUGAUCUAAUUUUCACAAAACCUGGAGCUGUUCCUUCACUGUAGCUCUGCUGUCUCUGUAGUUAUGAGCCAAACUGGUUCUCGUCUGUAUGACUUUCACAAACUUUAAUUAAAAAUGUAUGCCGCUGA